AUGGUGGCAUCGCGGAUCAACAAACAGCUCGACGUUGCCAUUACUGCUCAAGAUGUUUUCGAGUGCUCAGACAUCGCCACCUUGGCCGAGCGAAUCACACCACUACCACGGUCGAAGAAAUACGUCUCGAUACCUCGCUCCAUAGCCAUGGAGCGGACGUCAAUGCCCCGGGCCGUCCACCGCGCCGGGGUCGAGUUCAUUUGCGCACCAGAGCCUGAUCAUCCGGAGCCACAUGGAACCCUGCACGGGGCCCCGGCGAUUGUGCCCCCGCGCCCGGGGAGUCUGGCCUACGUGAUGUUCACCUCGGGGCCCACCAGCCGUCCCAAGGGAGUCAUGAUCGAGCAUCGCGGCAUCAUCCGCUUAGCGAAGAGCAACGGCACACUACUCCGCUCUCCGCCGGAUUACCGCAUCGCUCACAUGGCCAACCUGGGCUUCGAUAUCUCGACGUGGGAGAUCUACACGGCGCUUCUGAACGGCGGAACUCUGGUCUGCAUCGAUGACAUGCCCACCGCGGGCGUCCACGCCGCGAUGUUCACCCCCGCGCUGCUCAAGAGUUGCCUGGACGAACACCCGCAGACACUACGCAGCCUCAGCCUGCUGAUGGUGGCAGGCGAUCGAUCGAGCCCGAAGGACCUGGCCAUGGCGGAGGGGCUGAUCAAAGGUGGGGGCGCGGUUGUCAAUACAUACGGCCCGACGGAGAACACCGGGGGAAGCACGAUAUACCGCGUCCCUCGCGGGGAGCGAUGUGUGAAUGGGGUGCCAAUUGGCCGGGCCCUCACGGACUCCGGCGCCUACGUGAUGGAUCCGAGCCUGCGUCUCGUGCCCCCCGGGGUCAUGGGGGAGCUGGUCGUCACCGGUGCCGGGCUCGCGCGAGGCUACACCGACCCGCAGCUGGACCAGGACCGCUUUGUGACUGUCGAGAUCGGCGGGCAGCCCACCCGGACGUAUCGGACGGGGGAUCGCGUGCGGUAUCUGCCAACGGACGGGCAAUUGGAAUGCUUCGGGCGGAUGGACCAGCAGGUCAAAACCCGCGGCUAUCGCGUCGAACUCGCGGAGAUCGAGCAGACCCUGCUCGCCCACAGUUCGGUCAGUGAUGCUGUGGCUGUGGUACAGCAGCAGGAACAGGAAGACGGGGGUUCGAGCAUUCUCGGCUUCGUCACGGUUCUCGAAGCGCAAGACUCAGCCCCGGGCGCGCACCCUGCUGAAGACACUUCGACCGAACAGGUCAGCAGCUGGACCGACCUCUUCAACACGGACAACUACGGCGCGAUGGCCGAUCUGGGACCUGACACAAUCGGUCGAGACUUCGUCGGAUGGACCUCGAUGUACGAUGGAAACAAUAUCGAUGCCGGGGCGAUGAACGAAUGGCUGGACAACACGACUGACACUAUCCGUCAGAGCGGCCCACAUGAUACCGUGCUGGAAGUAGGCACGGGGAGUGGGAUGGUCCUCUUCAAUCUGAUCCAUCAUCUCCAGCGGUAUGUCGGCGUGGAGCCGGCGCGCAAUGCAGUCCAACUUGUCACCGCGGCUGCCCAGUCAAUCUCCGGGGCGGCGGAGAAGAUUUCCAUGCAUGUCGGCACGGCGGCGGACAUUUGUCACCAUCAGAGCGACCAGUCGCAUGAUCUUGCCAUCCUGAACUCGGUUGCCCAAUACUUCCCCUCUUCGGGGUACCUGAUGAAGGUGAUUAAGGACCUGGUGCAACUGCAGGGUGUGAAGCGCAUCUUCUUGGGUGACGUACGGUCUUAUGCACUUUACCAAGAGUUCCAGGUGUCCAAGGUGUUGCACCGUCUGGGCGACGCAGCGACGGUGGACGACGUUCAACAGACCAUUGCUGAGGCUCCUGGUGUGGAAGAAGAGUUACUUCUUGAUCCUGCGUUCUUCACAAUGCUAGCAAGUCAGCUCCCCGACCUCAUCGAACACGUCGAGAUCCUGCCCAAGAAGAUGGACGCAACAAACGAGCUGAGCUGCUACCGCUAUGCGGCUGUACUGCAUGCCCGGCAGGAGGAGCACCCGCCGGUCCAGGUCCACGAGGUUCAGGAGAGCGACUGGAUUGACUUUGGGGGCGCUGCAAUGGAUGACCAAUCCCUCUUGGGGCUUCUGCAGAAGUCGACUCAGUCAUCCCUGGUCGCUGUGAGCAACAUCCCGUACCGGAAGACGAUCUUAGAAAGGCAGAUUGUCGAUCUUCUGGAUGAUCCGUCUGUGAAUGUGCUGGCUGCCCGCAACCACCGGCUCCAGACCCUCCGUCCCAUGAGCCAAUCCCCGCCGUCUCUUUCACCGGUGGAAUUGGUUGCACUGGCUCGGAAGACGGGCUUCGAGGUUGAGAUCAGCUGGGCCCGGCAGCAUUCCCAGCGCGGCGGACUGGAUGCUAUCUUCCACCGCAACCAGACGCAAAGCAAGACAGGGCGAGUGCUCUUCCGAUUCCCCACUGACCAUACGGGUCGGUCGCUUCGAACGUUAAGCAACCAUCCUCUCCAACAGCGACAGAAUCAGAAGACCGAGCGAGAGCUGCGGCAGAUGCUCCAGGCCCGGCUUCCCCAGUACAUGGUGCCCCGGUUGAUCGUGGUUGUGGACAAGAUGCCCCUGAACAACAACGGUAAAGUCGAUCGCCAGGCGCUCGCAAAGCAGGCCCACGUGUGUUCCAGAUCGAAGGUAAUACCAGAGAGAGUAGCACCAGGCAAUGAUACAGAGCAUACCUUGGCUCGAGUGUUCAGCGACAUUUUGGGGACGGAUAUUGGCAUUACCAAUAACUUCUUCGACCACGGUGGCGAUUCACUGAAGGCCACCAAGGUGGUGACGCGAAUCAACAACCAGCUGGACACUGCGAUCACGGUGCGAGACCUCUUCCAACAUCCCACCGUGGCGACUCUGGCUCUGGAGAUGCAGACCUCGCUGCUCUCGAGCCCAAAGGUUCAGCACCAGGAUUUCCCACCCUUUCCCCUCCUGGACUACGACUCCUCGUCUCUCACCCCGGCCGAGCUUGGCGAGCUAGGGCUUACGUCGACAGACGCCAUCCUCGACAUCCUCCCAUUGACAGGAUGCCAGGUCUGGUUUCUCACCCAGUGGACCCCAGUGACCAUCUCCUUCAUGGUCGACGGUCCCGUAGAUCUCGACCGACUGCGAGCCGCCUGCCGUGCGGUGGUCCAGAAGCACAGCGUUCUGCGUACCGUCUUCACCAGGCUUCGAGGCAGUUUUGUCCAAGUGGUCCUCCGGUCUUUCGCGGAGUGCUUCUCCCACCGGUUAGCAGAACAACAUACCGCGGACUCCUCCUUCUGCGCCGACUGUCCGGGCUGUGAGAUCCCUAAUCUCAGCCGUCAGAACCCUCUGGUGCUAGGCAAACCGCCCACGCGAUUCACGCUGAUCUCUCAGUCGCCCACGAAACACGCCUUUGUGCUCCAGCUCUCGCACGCCCAGUACGACGGGCUCUCGUUGCCUUACCUGUCCUCCGACCUGACCACCGCCUACAGUGCCGGCGGCGUCCUGCCAUCCCCCGCGAUCGCCGCUCCGUUCUCGCGGUAUAUGUAUGGCCGCCACCAGCACCAGACGGCCGCGGCCUUCGACUUCUGGCGCCGAUACCUCCGGGGCGCGACGAUGACGACGCUCGCCGGCGUCUCGACAGCGGCCCCAGACAGCGAUAGCAUCACCGACAUCAAAGAAACCGCGAUCGACGCGCUCCCGCGCUGCCUACCGGGGAUCACACUCUCAACCCUCACGAACGCGGCGCUCGCCUUCAUCCUAUCCCAGUACACCGACACCAACGACAUCACCUUCGAGCUGGUGAUGGACACGCGCGAGAACCCGGUCCGCGGCACAACCAGCAUCCUGGGCCGGUGCAUCAACAUCAACCCGGUGCGCGUCCAGCUGCCGGCCGGAGCGGCGGGGUCCGUGCUGGACCUCUGCCACGCGCUGCACGAGCACUACCUCCAGAUCUCGCGCCACAGCGUGCUGGAUCUGGCCGACAUCACCGCCCAGAGCACGCGCUGGCCGCGCGGCACGCGGUUCGGGUGCAUCGUCAACCAUCUGCCGGGGGAGGGGCCCCCGCCGCUCGCCUUCGAUGGCACCGACACCGCGUUCCGGUCCACCGACCUCCGCAUCCAGUUGCCCGACCAGGUGCUUAUCCGGUCCAUCGUGGCGGGCCGCGAGCUGAAGAUCCAGGUCCUCGCCUCCAGCGACGUGUUGAGCGCCCAGGAGGCCGCUGCGCUGGCGCGCCGUCUGCUGACCACCGUGCACCGGUUCGCCCAGUUCCCCAACACCCUGCUUUCGGCGCCGUGGCUGGCGCUAUAG
This is a messenger RNA of Aspergillus brunneoviolaceus CBS 621.78, 4281 nucleotides long. RefSeq names its product acetyl-CoA synthetase-like protein. The transcript is spliced from 3 exons. Gene Ontology annotation, biological process: amino acid activation for nonribosomal peptide biosynthetic process; secondary metabolite biosynthetic process. Gene Ontology annotation, molecular function: phosphopantetheine binding; catalytic activity. Lineage: Eukaryota; Fungi; Ascomycota; Eurotiomycetes; Eurotiales; Aspergillaceae. Bases 1 to 4281 code for a protein of 1426 amino acids. Gene Ontology annotation, cellular component: cytoplasm. The record is from RefSeq and is a predicted model, not a curated record.